Cuscuta europaea is the source of this 3936-nucleotide messenger RNA. NCBI's taxonomy places the organism in Eukaryota, Viridiplantae, Streptophyta, Magnoliopsida, Solanales, Convolvulaceae. The record is from the annotation of a GenBank genome assembly.
GAGAGAGAAUUUAAAGGGUAAAGAGGGCGGAGAGAGAGUACUAAAUCCACUUUUCGUCCUGCUGGAUCUAGGGUUUCCUCUUCCCCUGUGUGACUCAACUGUAAUCAGCAGUAGUUCAUCAGACCCUAAAUCUAAAACUUCGAUUUUGACUCCAGAGGGUUCAACGGCAUCCUCACCGUCGUCUGUAAUACAAUCAACCACUCUAUCGAAGGAAAUCUGUUUUCUUAAAAAAUCUUAACUACUCUUUGGAUGUUUUUAUAUUCUCUCUGUAUCAGUUAAUCAUAAGAAAUUCGGACCGACGAUAUUCAUAUUUCAAAGAACGUGAACUACGACGAUCUUAUUGCCGGCUUUCUAUUUUGAUUUUAUUAUAAAAUAAAAUUUCCACGACGAGAAACUUAACGACAAAAUCUGAAUCUGGUCAUUUGUAAGUUAUUUUUGUUGUCGGGGUAGGCGAAUAUGUAUAAAUCUAUGGAGAUGGUGAAGGUGUAUGAAGGUCAGACACUUCUGGGAGAGGUGGAAUUGUGCCCCCAGAACGGUGUCGUUUGGACCGAGAAGGAAAUUCGAGUUUCUCACUAUUCGCUACCCAGUGAGAGAUGCCCACCACUUGCAGUGCUUCACACUGUUGCUUCCUCCUCCUCCUCCUCCUCCUCCGGGCUUAGCUUCAAACUGGAAUUCAGGUCUCCAAAGACGCAACAGACACAGGACUACUUGCCACUCCAUGCUUUGCAUGCCACCUGUCUCAGAGAAAAGAAGACUGCUGUGAUGUCACUUGGAAGGGAGGAGCUUCAUUUGGUUGCCAUGCAGUCUAGGGACUACGGUGGCCUUUGCCCAUGCUUUUGGGGAUUCGUCGUUUCUCCAGGAUUAUACAGCUCCUGCCUGGUCAUGCUAAACCUGAGAUGUCUUGGCAUUGUAUUUGAUCUUGAUGAAACACUCAUAGUUGCCAACACUCUCAGGUCAUUUGAAGAUAGGAUAGAGAAUUUGCAGCGCAAACUAAAUGCUGAGACUGACCCACAACGUGUAUCAGGUAUGCUGGCUGAGGUGAAGCGUUAUCAAGAAGAUAAAAGUAUAUUGAAGCAAUAUGCUGAAAAUGAUCAGGUCAUUGAUAACGGAAAGGUGAUUAAAUGUCAGCCUGAAGUCUUCCCAGCUUUAUCUGAUAGUCAUCAGCCAAUUGUUCGUCCACUUGUGAGGCUACUGGAUAAAAAUAUUAUUCUGACUCGUAUAAACCCAUUGAUCCGUGAUACAAGUGUUCUUGUGAGAUUGAGACCUGCAUGGGAUGAUCUCCGAGGCUACUUGAUUGCAAAGGGUAGGAAGCGCUUUGAAGUAUAUGUUUGCACAAUGGCUGAAAGAGAGUAUGCUCUAGAAAUGUGGAGGCUUCUUGAUCCAGAUUUAAAUUUAAUUAGCUCGAAUGAGCUCUUGGAUCGUAUAGUCUGUGUCAAGUCUGGCUUGAAGAAAUCCUUGUUCAAUGUUUUCCAAGAUGGGACUUGUCACCCUAAGAUGGCUUUGGUCAUUGAUGAUCGUUUGAAAGUGUGGGAUGAGAGAGAUCAACCCAGAGUGCAUGUUGUUCCUGCCUUUGCUCCAUAUUAUGCCCCUCAAGCUGAAGCCAACAAUUCUACUCCUGUGCUAUGUGUUGCAAGAAAUGUUGCCUGUAAUAUCAGGGGUGGUUUUUUCAAAGAUUUUGAUGAGGGGCUCUUACAUCGAAUUUCAGAAGUGGCAUAUGAAGAUAAUUUUAAGGAAAUACCUGCUGCUCCUGAUGUUAGCAAUUAUUUGAUUUCAGAGGAUGAUACAACCACUCCCAAUGGGAAUAAAGAUGCCCUUGGUUUUGAUGGCAUGGCUGAUACUGAAGUUGAAAGGAGACUAAAGGAGGCAAUGGCUGCUUCAGCAACUAUCCCUUUUGCAGCUUCUAACUUGGAUCCUAGAAUAUCCGCAGCUGCUUUUCAAGUCCCAUCCCAGUCUUCUUCGUUCUCAAUUCCUGCUCCACCAAUGCAAGCACUGGGGAUGCCUCCCUCUUGCAGUCAACAGCUACCUCAAGUGGCUCCACUGCUCAAAUCAACACUGACCCAAGUGACGACUCAAGACAUAACAAGCUUGCAGAGUUCUCCUGCUAGAGAAGAGGGUGAGGUACCAGAAUCAGAACUGGAUCCUGAUACCAGGAGGAGACUACUUAUUUUACAGCAUGGUAUGGACAACAGAGAACAUCCUCCUGGUGAAUCCCAGCCUCCUGCACGGUCCUCUGUACAAACAUCUGUUCCUAGGGUUCAAUCCCACAGUUGGUUUCCGAAUGAAGAAGAUAUGGUGGGUCCUGGGCAACUGAAAAGAGGCCUACCACCUAAGGAUUUUUCUUCAAGUGGGGAUUCAGUGCAUAUGGAGAAGCACCGUCUUCAUCCGCCUCCUUAUCACCACAAAAUGGAUGGCUCUGUUCCCUCUGAUAGACUUGUUGAAAGCCAGAGGCUGCCAAAGGAAGCAAGUGAUGAUCGAAUGAGAAUGAAUCAAUCUCUUCCAAGAUUUCAAUCAUUUUCAGGUGAAGAAGUUCCCUUGUCUAGGGCUGGAAGUAGGGAUCUUGAUCUUGAAGCGGGUCGAUUUGAUUCAUAUGCUGAAACAGAAGAUGGGGCAUUACAAGAUAUUGCAUUGAAGUGUGGAACAAAGGUGGAGUUCAGGUCAGUAUUGGUUUCAAGCUGUGAUCUGCAGUUCUCUUCUGAGGCCUGGUUUGCGGGAGAGAAAAUUGGAGUAGCAACGGGUAGAACUAGAAGGGAAGCACGGCAUCAGUCAGCUGAAAGAUCUCUUAGAAAUUUGGCUGAGAAGUACCUGUCAUGUGUUAACCCUGACUCCAGUUCUGUACCUGGCGAUGCAAGUCACUUCAUUAAUUCAAACGAUAAUGGCUUUGCAAAUGACAAGAGCAUGUUUGGGUACCAAUCAUUGGCCAAGGAGGAUGUACUGCCUUUUUCAUCAACACCAGAACCACCAAGAGGUCUUGACCAUAGAAUGGACACUUCGAAGAAGUCAAUCGGUUCAGUUGCUACACUUAGAGAGCUCUGCACAAUGGAGGGUCUUAGUUUGGCCUUUCAAACUCAACCACAACUUUUAGCUGCUCCAGGACAGAAAAGUGAAAUAUAUGCUCAGGUUGAAAUAGAUGGAGAGGUGUAUGGGAAGGGAAUUGGGUGUACAUGGGAUGAAGCCAAGGCACAGGCUGCUGAAAGGGCUCUUGGAGCUCUAAACCCCACUCUUAGUCAGUUCUCAUUCAAGCGCCAGGGUUCCCCAAGGUCGUUGCAGGUGUUCAACAAUAAAAGAUUGAAGUCUGAAUACCCUAGAAUUUUGCAGCGUUUGCCAUCUUCUUCCAAGUUUUCCAAGAAUGCUAAUGCUGUGCCAUGAAAUAUAUAUACAUUGUGAUGAAAAAGCUGCCCGCUGUUAUGGUUUGGUGUGCCCCAGUUAGCAUACCCUUUGGUUACCAUAAUACCUUUACGCUGAUCAGUUCCACACUUCCACUUCCUCUGAUUUGAAAGAGUUGUUUGGAAUUCUAACCUUGCAGAUUAGAAUAUCCAUCAACUUUGUGGGGACACUACAUAGUAGGUACAGAGGGGGGAGGAUGCACCCAUUGACCCACAAGCCUCCUUAAACACAAUAGUGUGGAGUUUGUAAUGUUCUUCAGGUAAGCACAUCAGAAUGCAUGGUUCGAGUCUCUCUUGUCAAAGUUCGUAAACAGAAAAGAUAGUGAUGGCGUGAAGAUGUGUACCAAAAGUUAGGUUGAUGUUAGUGUCUUGAUCCUAUGCUAUACAACCUUGUGGCAUGGGUUCCCUUCUCUUUUCUUCAUUGUUUUUACCUUUUCUUUUUCCUGUAGAGUUUUCAAUGCAAUUUCUUCAUUUAUCUCUCUAUGUAAGACACAACUUUGGUACGUAAUGAUAAUGAGUUUUUCAACUUUAAUUUUACAUCCACUUCAUUUAA